GUAAGUGUAAAAGUGAAUUUUUUAUUUCGGGAAAUACGAAGUUUUGUAUUAAAACAAAGAAAAUAUUGUUUUUAAAGGCACGCGCCAUACACAUUCGUAAAUUAGAAAAUUGGUGCACGUUUUCGGAAAAGCCGCUCUCUUGAACAUUUACCAAAAAUAUAUAUUGAUAUUUGUUAUAUAAAUGGAUUAGUAUAAAUGAGUUAUUUCCCAAAUUAAGAUAAUAUACAAAGCUCAUCUAUAGCCGCUGAGCGACAUUAAGCAUGCCGUCAAAUUUGAGCUCCACGGCGGUACAUUUUUUGGAACAAUAAACAAAAACAGCUGAUCACGAAGUUGUUUAGACAAUCAAAAUUUUUAAAAGUAAUUUUUAAUUGUUAACAAACAAAAUAUGUCCCUAGGCUACACAUUUUUAGGCUGUCCACUUUUAGUAAACAUCGACAAUAAAGAAAUACUUUAUGAAAUUCUUAACUACUCGGUUGAUGUGCUGCUUGGCAAUAGCGAUGAACAUCAAAUGGAAAAACAUUGCCACAAAUAUGGAUUUCAGAAUGUUUACGAUUUUAUGUUGAUGACACGAAAAAUUGCACGCGCUUAUAAAUCUCAUUACCAGAAUGAGAAUUCCAGCGAAGCAGAAUUGCUUUAUGAAUUUAGCAAUUUAAGUCCAGAAUUUCAACGUUUGGUACCAACUGUGUAUGAAGCGCGGAAAUCGGAAAUUGAAAAAUAUAUGCUGCAACUACAUAAUGCUCAAGAAAAUCUUCUAGUACUGUCUUUCGACUACGAUGCUCGUGUAGUGAUUGGCGAUAGCAGUUUCGCUCAAAACUUUCGCGAACUAAUAAGAAUAUAUUUUAAUUGUUGCGAUGGAAAUGGAAAAUUAAGUAUGCUACAUUUCGAAAUGGAUUUAAAUAAACUGAACGAAUUUAUUACUGCUUUAGAAGUAGCAGUAGAUAAAGGCGAUGAAAAUCAUGCUUAAGCCCAACGAAAUGUAUUAGUAAACGUGUGGAAAUUCUUUUCUAUUCUGCUUAUAACCAGUGUACGAUUUUAAACAACCUUUAUAUGUUUUGUGUCAUAACAUUUACCUUGAGUUUAUUUUAUUCACUUCGAACUCAGUAAAAUUCGAUUAAAAUGUACAUUGCAACAUAUCUGUGUGAUAUAAAUACAAUCGAUUUAUACGACUA
Messenger RNA from Bactrocera latifrons, 1169 nucleotides. RefSeq lists its product as uncharacterized. NCBI's taxonomy places the organism in Eukaryota, Metazoa, Arthropoda, Insecta, Diptera, Tephritidae. Bases 386 to 964 code for a protein of 192 amino acids. The transcript is spliced from 2 exons. The record is from RefSeq and is a predicted model, not a curated record.